GAAAGGGGUGAAAGGUCAGGUCAAAGGUCGACUUCAAGACGAGGCUACGAUAUUUCCGGAAAGUUUUAAUUCAGGUGUAUCAGGGGGUCCAUGUAGAUAGACUGAACUACUACAUUCAAUAUUAUCAAUCACGUAUGGAGUAAAUAAGAUUUAUUCAUCAAUAAAAUCAGAAUUACAUUGUAAUGAUAGAUUUUGAACUACAUCACAUGUAACAGAAUUCUGACAGUCAGUGAAAUACAUCUACAAAACGUGACUGUCACAGCUGUAAAAUGGCGACCCCAGGUCCUGGAGGUAGUAUGUUUAGGAUGAUGGAUGAAAAGAUGCCUAAACAGAAGAAACUAGAUCUGAAGACAACACACACAGGAAAUAAGCAGAAGCAAGGUAAAAUUUCUGAGACACCAACAUCGGGAAGACCAUGUCAAGAACAUUCAUUCCUCACAGAUGUGGCAGAUGUUCGCCAGAUGGAGCAAGGACUUUUACAACUAUUGGAUGAUUUUCAUUCAGGCAAAUUACAAGCAUUUGGUCAAGAAUGUCCAUUUGAGAAAUUGGAUGAGGUGAGGGAACAACAAGAAAGACUGGCGAGACUUCACUUUGAGGUAGACAGUCAACAAGAUCUACAGGGCCUACAAUCUCCAGAAGCCAGAAAGGCGGCUAACGAAAAUAUGACACAAUUAAUGGACAAUUUGCAGGAACUCUGCACUUCAAUACAAAGUCUACAAAAAAGUGGCAUGGCAACGGACAGAGCAACAACACCAUCCAAACCUAGCUGAUGACAGGGUUCCCCCUCUGGUCAUGUGUAUGGAUGUGGGAACAAAUGUGAUAAAGACAAUGUAUGUGGAUAAAUCUCAUAAUAUGUUACGUCACAGUUGACCAUUUAGUAUU
This is a messenger RNA of Owenia fusiformis, 882 nucleotides long. The record is from the annotation of a GenBank genome assembly. NCBI's taxonomy places the organism in Eukaryota, Metazoa, Annelida, Polychaeta, Sabellida, Oweniidae.